AUGGACUCGCCGACGACGACACAGAAGGAACAGACAGCGUUGAGAAUUGUGAGUGACGGCUGCUGGAGAGUGUUGUCGGGGGGAGGCGGAGGGCGAAACAGCGAGACGGCGAUUGGCAGCGACACGCGCUGGGGUGGAGGAGAGAUGGAUGAGCGGCUCGACUCGCCUGACAGUCCUUCAAAACUUGCCUCACUUCGGGCCUCUGACGGACGGACGGACGGACGGACUGACGGCGACGCCCAAAUGACAAGGUAUAUCAAAAAACGUUUCGCCUCCUGCUGACAGCUCCAUAUUUCGACCUUGUGCCUUUCUCACUCUGCCAUCUCAUGUUGUUUGCUUGUCCCGGAAAAUCUGAUCCGAGUUUCAACUCAGAUUCAAGUUCUUCUCUUAAUUACUCUGGUUUUUUUAAUUCACAAAAGCCUUCUUGAGGGUUAUGAAAAUGAAAAGUACGUCAAAAAAAAAAACGAUCCCUGAGGUUUUUUCUUAGGGCUCUGUCCCGACCUGUCUUCAGCUCAGAUUGAAGUCUGAUCAUAUUUCUCGCUUCUUUUUUGAGUUAUCCUCAAAUUCUGAUUGGUAUAACUAACUAAAAAUUCAAAUAUUGAAGUUUUUCGUUUUGCCAUGGCUCUGUCCCGACUGGAUCCGAGUUUCGAGCUCAGAUCCUAGGCUCCUUCAGUUUUUGGUCAUUUUUGAGGUUUCUUGAGAAAAUUCUCAAAAAUCGCGGCCUUCUCCUAUGCCAAGAGUGUGCCCCAUAUCAGAUUUCAUAAUUAGACUGUCUCUAGAAGAAUUUUUGAAGGCGCAAAAUGACCUCCAAUACAACUAAUGCACUGAAUAGAUUUGCUGAACCAAACUGUUAUCUGCAACAUCUUCAUCAAAGUUGAUUGCCGAAUUUAUGUGAUUUUUACCAUUUUAGGUACGGACAACUGCUUUCAAAUGAAUAGAGCGGUUUUUGACAGAAAAAAAGAUCAUUUUCCUGAUAUUUUGAUGGCACCUUCCGAGAGUCUGUAAAAAAAAUAUAAUGGGACUUACCAUUUUUUUUUAACUGUGGCCUAAUUCUACCGAAAAUAAUUUUCCGAAAAAUGAGUCAUUCUAGUCGUCUUGAGGAACGUCUCCUCCUUGAUAUUCCUACAAAACUGACCUUUUCCGAACCUUCAAACUACACUCACCGAAACUGACAUCACCGACAGACUGAAGAUUGAAAGGAGAGGGGUUGUCGCCGUGUGCGCGCAAUUAUCAGAUAUGUCAAAAAGUCAAAAAGUGUUUGAUCGAGAGAGUCAGAAGACGCGACGUUCUUCAAUCAACUUGUCAGCUUCACACACACGGGGGCGCCUCCGGGCAGGCCGCCGCCACUCCAACCCUACAGCCAGCCCUCGGCUUGUUCAUCUCCAUUUUCAGCAGUCUCUUGAACUUGGUUCGGAUCGUAGGGAAUCGGAUUCUGAUGAGACGCAGAAAAGCUCGCAGCUUUCUCAGUCUUUUUCGUGAUUGAGACUGUAAUCGAUUGGCUCCUGAGAUUGUAGUGAGUGAACCGCAAAAGAACCCUUUUUGGGUCUCAAUAUUUAGACUUGUUCAUCUCCACUUUUCCACUAUCAGUUAGCGGUCAGUUAAGAUAUCAAUUCUUGUUCAGGACUGUAAUCUACUUAACAGACUGAUCAUUUUGCCCUUAGACGUCCGUAUCCUUCCAAAAUGGAAAAAAUAGUAGCCACGGAAGUUGUCGUAAGCCGUUUCAAAAUGUUUUCUCAACCCCAGGCUUUUUUUUUUGAAGAUUAAACGAUGAAGAAGGCUCUGUGAAGACUUAUUGGGCCUUAUUCUUCAUCAGAGACACCUUUUCGAGUAAUUUAUGCUAGAGAAAAGCUUCAGUAGCUCUUACUCACAAUAUCAGAGAUUCCACCAAGAAAAAAAAAUGGACAUAAGAUUUAGACUAACCAGCCGAGAUCGCAUAUCUAACUGUGCCAUCGGCCGUUUCAAUCGCUCUACUUUUUUGCAGAGUUUUCCAGUUUCAGCACUCAUUUUUUCAUAUUUUCCAACACCUCCAAGAUUUUUUCCGACUCUGACCUUGGUAUUUUUCUAUAUCCUGUGCAAAUGAAAAAAAAAUUAUUUCACGGGAUGAGCUUGCAAUUUUUUAAACCAAAAAUACAUUAAAAAAUUUAUUUCCGGAUCCGAUCAAACGAUGAUCAGACAGUUUUUUUUUUCCUAGCCGUUCUCGCUGAAUUUUCGUCCCUCGGCGACAUCAGACUUGCAUCACGUCAAAUUGAGAUUGUCAUUUGUCAGUUCCGCGCAGCCGAGUUGUCAGUCUCGAUGUCGGGGUCUCUGGGAUUUUUUAUUUUGCUUUUCUUCUAUUUUGUGCGGUUUUCCCGCUCGAAUUCUUCUUUUUCGUGUGCUAGGUUCAUUUGGUCGCGACUUUUUCGUUUUUCCUAUCAGAUCAUUUUCCGAUGGUUCUUGUUGUUUUUGGGCUCACAGUAAGUCCUAAAGAAGUCUGGCCAAAUAAUGGCCUCUAAAGUUGUCCAUUUGCCAAAAAACUAGCUAUGUUCAUAAAGAUAGCACUAAACAAAUAAUUCCUUACGAGACCAAUUAAAAGGCAAUACCUCAAGUGAUCACUUGAAGGUUUCUAUGAAAGUUUUUCAAGUAGACACUUCGAAAAAGUUUUUAACGCCGCUGCAACGUUAUUUUAUGCUUUUUUUUCCUUUCUUAGAGUGGCUCAACUUCUUGUUCAGGUUUUCAAGGUUCUAGAGGUCUUUAGUGUGCCACAACGGUUAUCUACAGUCACCUAGUGAUGAAUGGACUAUAUUUCAAAUUUAUCUGGAUUCAUCCGAAAUUGAUUCCAGCUCAAAAUUCUAAUACCUUGUUCAAUCAAUUUUUUUCCAAUGCUUUAUUUUCACGAUUUUGAAGUAGUUGAAAACCACGUGAUAAUUGUCUCAUCAUUUUCCUUCAUUUUUCUUUCAAAAAAUACGUCACACUGGCUUAUGAACAAACAACCUGUACGGAAUGUCAUCAGAGUGAUAGUUUGAAGGGAAAAAAUCCAUUAAAACCCUUCCAAUCCUGAUUGACAACUGUUCACUUCAAAGCCCUGUACAGAAAAAUGAAAACGUGUCCCAACUUGGCGCCAUUCCAAGGCAACAAAGCAGCGAUUACUGUGGCCAAGGAAUCAGUCUUCAUAUCACGGAAAAAAAAACCCCCAUCAUUUUCCUUUCUUUUCCUCGUUUUAUCACUCGAAACCUGUCAAAAACAACUGUCGUCGCUGAUAGUUCCGCCUGAUUUUGUUUCUGCUGGGAAUUGGAAAAUUGGUUGAAAACAAAACUCCAGUGAUAACUGAGAUGGGAGCAAAAAACAGCCACGAGACCGUUUGCAAAAGUUUUUGACAUACAGUAGGUUCAAUACCAGAUCACUGUAUAAAAUUCGAGUAAAAAUGAAAUUUCAGUAUUGUCGACUAUUAGAAGUUCGAAUCCGACUUUAUCUUUCAUGGUUUUGGAGAGAUCCAGAAGAUCCGAUUUUCCAGCCCUUUUAAUCAAUUGAACAUUUCGCAAAUAUUUUUCGAAUAAAUCCUAUUCGUUGAUUUUUUUAACUUAUUUUUGACAAGCGCUCGCAUUUAUUACAUUAGGUUACUGUAUAGAGUCUUAAAGGAUUUUUAAGGAGUCUUUCCUUAAAUUUUGCCGAAAAAUUGGAAACUUGGAGAAACCUGUAGAAAUUUUUCAAUAAUUUUUUUUUCUGUGAAAAUUCUUAGCGAAGGAAUCUUGCAAAAACAGUUAGUUCAAAGUUGAACUUGGUAAAAGAAGCAAGAAUAUUUGAAUUCUAAGAAGAAAAAGGAGGGAAGGUAUAAGUAGGUAUUGAUAUUGUGUUUGGUCUUGCUUGUCACUUGGUAGGUUUACUGUUGAGGUAUUGUCAGAAGCAGGCAAACUGCAGGGAGAAGGGCUCGUUUGACAGCUCAUUAUGAGAGCCACGCUUUGGUCGAGCUUUUCGAGCCUAAUUUAGCGUGGCGGCCAAGUGCGAGAAGCGUGGCGCAGGUGCGACAAAAAGGCUGGGCCCGUAUUUGUUCUGUUGUUGUUCAGAGUCGGCUCAGGUGAAUCCACAGGCCGCUCUUCUCUUUUCUCUCUGGUUUUAGGCCAGAUCCUUUGAAUUAGGAGAGAAGGCGUUUCAGACCUUUGAUUCGAGUUUUUCGUGAUUAUUUCUUCUCCGCGCAUUCUUUUUCCUUUUUUGACACUCUUGCUCAAUUUUUGCUUUUGCCCCAUUUUUCUUGUGCUAGUCUUACCACUGCUAACUCUUAGGCUCUCAUUUAUUUCUCAUUCUACUGCCCUUUUUUUGAAAUUAUUCUCGCUCUGUUUUCCUCGAGAUUUUGACUCGAAACAGUGUGAAUAAACAAUUCGUAACCCUUUUUCAAAGUCAAAACCUCAGUGAAUUGUUAUGAUCUCACUUUUUUGAAAUCAAUUGGAAAAGAGAUACUAAAUCUGGCAGCUUGACCCAUACAUGGCUAGACUAUUUUUUUAAACCAACCUCUCCUCCGUAAUAAUUCUAAAUUAAAGUCAGUACUACCUCCUGAAGUUAAACUUGCGUCCAUUUUUGUCAACACCGUCUCCCUGGGCUCAAAAAUAAAUUUUACACUUCGUUUUUCGAAAUUUUUGUAGGUAACCUCUCCUAUUAAACCAAUUUAGUCCUUUACUUGCCCCCGUAUGGUUUGACCAGUUAUUUUUUUUUAAUUUAUCGAUUUUUCGAGCUUUUUAGCUUUUUAUAUGAGCUGAGGACCUGGUUUGACAAGCUUUUUAUAUGAGCUGAGAACCAAAAAAGCCAAAGUUGAAUUCCUAAACUUUGAAACUGCAUCAACUAAACUUAUUCACUGAAAAACUGAUUUUGCUUUCCCUGAGGCUUUCAAGAACGACUUGAGAUGUUUUUCAAUCCAAUUUUGAAUUUAUUAAAGUUACGAAAAGUGUUUAUUAAAGACACGAAAGUUGACUGGUUGUCCAGCUGGUUUUUGUAAUAUGCUUGGCUCUGUUUUGCACCCAAACAAGCGUCUUGAGCAUGUUUUCUUGGCCUCGAACUCGAUAAUCAUCAGAAGAGAAGGAAGGUACGAAAGCUGGCAGGUUGCCAAGAUUUGAUAUAUUUUUGAGUGGGAGAACCACGAGGCGAACGUCGCUCCGACAUGACGAAGACGUGGGUCACGCCCAGGGCGAUUGACAUGUUUGCCCCGGGUUUGGAAAUCCUUGGCAGGUCUUCUUCUUCUUCAUUCUCCUCUUCAAACAAACAACACCCGCUUCUCAAGUGCACCUUUCUAUCAGCUCUAUGCUAUCAUCUCGCUCCGUUUCUGCACUGUGGUCAUGGGAAAUUUUGCCCCUUUCUGCAGAGUUUUUGACAAAUUUCCAGCUUCCAUUUACAAUUUUUUUUUAUACUCUAAGCUCCCUUCUUCAUUCGUUUGCAGAAGAUUUUUGGGUCUUUUUGGUACCUGUUGGCCGAGUUCCUAGGGGUUUUUCCUGUUGCAGAAAUAUUGCAGGGAGUCAUUGUUUUUCUCAGUGUUUUGGCAACUAUCCAGAGCCCUUCUAUGUGCGGGGAUUUUCGGAGAUUUUGGCUUCUGUUUGCAGAGAUUUCGGCAAUAGGCCCACGUUGACUUUAAUUUUCCUGAAUUAUUUUUUCUUUUCGCACAAGGCUAAAUUUUUUUUUCGAUCUUAUUUUCAUAUAAAUUGGUUUUCGUAUCGUCUUCAGCUCAAAUCAGUAAAUUAGUCUUUGAAAAAAAAUAAAUAAAAGGUCUUUGAAAAUUCACCUUAACGUUCUUCAAAUCCGCAGCACGUUGAUCUACCCUAGUUCGAAACUAAAACCUAUUUCUGAAUUUGCCAAUGGAAGAUCUGGAUCGCCUGAGCAAUUCUUACCGUACUCCUCCUGCAAAAUCCAACCCUGUCACGUUACACAGAUUGUCCUUUCUGCCUUGGGCCCAUGCACAAAAAAGUCAGGAAAUACCUAGGUGCCACUCAUCGUCGACAUGCAACACAACACCACACCUGUCAAAAAAGAAGUGUUCGGCCCUCCCCUUUUUACCCCUAAAGCUUGUAAAAACUCGUUUUCUUUUGGUCUUUUAAUCUUUUUUCGGUUUGUUGUACUGAAAAUUUUAUGGUGACUUGUAAUUUUUCAGUUUGAGGACAUUUUAAGGCUUCAUAUAGAAAGAAAUUCGUUUUGAGUCAGCUAAACAGUUGAAAAAGUCUGAUGAUUAUCCUAUGAAAAUCUAUAUCUUUACAGUAACCCUAUUCUUCACCGCUUCUUCUUCAAAAUAUCCUUAUCGCACCCUUCUUCAAAAUAUCCUUAUCGAACCCGGAAAAAGUUCAAAAAUGAACUUAUUUCACCAUAUGGCCCAAAAUGGCCAAAUCAAAGUUGACGUUCAACGGAAUUUUUCUGUCGCUUCUAUUUGCCGAGGUUUGAGAAACCACUUGGACAACCUGUCAACACAGCUGUCAAAAAGGCAGUUAUCAUCCAUUGACGCGACCGCCGAGCCAUCUGAUAUUAUAUUUCCAUCAGAGCGGAGACUCGGCUCCGCUGCUUUUCGUACCGAUAAGCCCUCAUUCGCUCCGCAUCGUUCCCAGUUUUGGGGUCUCUCCGCGUCGUGUGUGGUCUUUUUGACCGAAGCUUCUUGGGAUGUUCAAGGGAGCCCGGCGAUAGAUUUAUCGGAAUUUCCGGCUCGUAAAACAGUUAAUGCCCCUUCGAACAGUUCAAAGAGCAUCGGGGACGGAUUAAUUAUGAAUCAUGACGGUUCUUUGCUCUUGCUACGUCUUUUAAGGAACAUAGACUGGAUUUAAGACUUUUUGAAACUUUGAGCGCGUAAGGCAAACUUCAAAGAAUAUGUUGAAUGAACUAUUGAACUCUGACCUCAAAAUUUUAUGACUUUGGCUCUUAACCUUUUUCAUUCUCUUUAGAGCGCACAAUCUACGAAAUCUCAGCCUUUCUUCAAUUUUUCGUUCUGUUCUUCCUGUCCCUCUGUGACAUUUUAUAAUUUCUGUUUUUGCAGCCAAGAUGAAGCUGGCCCAGCUGCCUGACGACGUUCUCAUCAAAAUUCUCAAGUCCACCCCGACAAAUGACGUCAUCAAGAUGAAGAGACUCAGCAGAAGGAUAAAUGACGUCGUCGAGAGGCACACCAUCGCCAGGCCUGAAGUCCAGGAGUUCUGGUAAUUUUUAUUCAUUCAAAAAUUUUUUAAAACAAAAAAUUAUGAAUCCAUCGAUUGUGGUAUCAUGGCUUUCUAGAUGCAGGAUCCGUAAUUAAAACUCUUAGUUUGGGGUUUUCCAUUUAUUUUUGGAUUCACGUUGGAUUUUUAGAUUUUUGAUUAGUUUGAAAGCAUUCAAGCAUUAGAAUUGGUACAAGUCGUAGAUGCAAAUGAAAAUUACUUCCUUGAAUCAAUUCAUUUGUACAAUUUUUCUUAUUUCUUACCAACCUUUCUAAUAUCACUCGAAAUCAAAUCAAACAAGUUUUCAGCGUUGAAUCACGAGUGAGAUACGAAAACGCGACGCCAGGCCGAUUCCAGCCUCGCGAACGGCAAGGACGGCCCAAGCAGCACACCGUUCUGACAAUGAGACGACGGAAGGCCACCAAAAGAAUCGAGAGUUUUGACGACGCCGAGCAGGGCUGCAGCAAGACCAACGACUUCGUGAAGAACGAGCUGAGAAAGGUUGCAUUUCGGACUCAUAAUUCAAGAGAUUUAUGUGCUCUUCUGACGCUUCAAAAGUAUGAGUUCAGCAGCAAAAUCGAUAUUUUAAAAAGCUAUCUUUAGAUUUUACUGACGCUAUUCCCGCAUAAGUUAUAAAAUGUUUUUCUCUAUGAAAUAUUCAUUUUUCAGGUCUCCAUCGGCGAGCGAAUUUCCCUGGAUGGUAUCGUUAUCGAUGAAGAGUUCUACAAAACCUUGACUUCGAAAUGGAACGACCUGAGGUAAAUUUCAAAAAAGUUUGAGCUUCGGAUGGCUUGAAAUGUUCAGCUUCUAAUUAUGGUUGACUUACAAGUUUUUGCAAAAAAAUUUAUAGAAUUCAAAUUUUUUUGAUUCAAUAGGCUUACAAGUGUGACUAGUGAGUAAAAAAACUCUUGAAAUUGCACGAUUUCCGUUGAUUUUGGCUUGAAAUACCCCUCCAGUAGGAUUUUCUUAUUUUUUAAUCAAUUUUUCUGAAGAUCUUCCUCAAAAACCGUAAGCCUUUUCUUGCAGCAAAGUGAUGUCAUUCGCCCUGUCGAUGUGUACCGUAACCAUCGACGCGGGGCUGUUCAUCGACCUCGUCUCGCGGAUGAACCUUCAGACGCUGAUCAUCGAGUUCUGCGUGUUCGACUCGCAGAUUGUUUGCGACAAGGUCAAUCCCGAAUCUCCAAAACUUGACAGAUUGAAAUUGAGGAAAGAAAUGGGAAUAGAGUUUGACGGGAGGGAAAGGUGAAAAACGGAAAGACAGCUUGUCACAUGCACCAGAAAAACGUCAAAACCACCCCGAGAACCGUUUUUCUCGGAAAAUUUGACAAGUUUCCAGAGAAAAUCUGACUUGUUUGAAAGGUCCUCCGAAAAUUAGGGGGAAUGGCGAAGAAAUGGAUAAGAAACUUAGAUAUAAAACAUAAUUAAUGAUUUUCAGCUCUUCCUGUCACUGCCGAAACUGGACAAACUGACGAUUCAACCACGUGGCAACGCCUAUUUUCCUGAACUGACCAAUCGGACCCUCAGUAGUUGGAUCGAGAGGAAUGCCGUGCCAAAGUCGCUUUCUCUCUACAAUUGUGGCACCAAUAUCACCGUCGAUGAGCUCAAGGCGAUGCUGAUGGUGAGAAAUUAUGAUUCGAGUUGAAAAAUGUUGAAAUCUACGACUUAUCUACGACUUACGACGACGAACAAAAUAUUUCUAUUUGAGUUGUUCAAAGCAGCAUGGAAAAGUCUUGAGGCGAAAAAAAAAAGAAAAUAAUAAUUAGAGGCUUUUUUAAACAUCUCAGCAAUGUAUUUGAACAGUCUAAAAAUCGGGAAAAAUCGUCUGAAAGAAAUUUUCAAGUCUUCUUUAUGAAACUGCUCAUUUCGCUCACAGAAGCCUGUUUUUGAGCUUCAUGAUCUCACUUUUUUUUUUACUAAAUCCCACACAUUGACUUUGGAAAAAAUUAUAAUUUUAACCAAAAGUUUCGUGAAAGAUCUACAAAUUAAACUUUGAGUUGAUGUUUCAGAAUGAGCGAUGCCGAACUGAAAAACGCAAGGUUGACUGGGACCUCGGCAAAGUUCUGGAAAUGGGUCACACUGAAGCGGCUCUCCUGUCUCUGGUCUUCGCUGAAGGCGUCAAGAUGAGCUCCAGCGACGACUUCAGAUCCCGACGCAUCCACGUCGUCUGUGAAGGCGUCGACCUUCACUUCAACGUCGUCAGACCUUAUAAUCAAGCUUCGGCUGUCUGA
Molecule: messenger RNA, 9355 nt
Organism: Caenorhabditis auriculariae
Lineage: Eukaryota; Metazoa; Nematoda; Chromadorea; Rhabditida; Rhabditidae
Source: the annotation of a GenBank genome assembly